ACCAACCUCUAUGCGUAAUACAUUGCUUUCAUGUUAUUAUUUCUUUCCUUCGGGAUAAAAGAUUGUUGUUUUAUCAUUUUAUCUUUCAAUCGCAAGCAGAAGUUGAUACGCAAACAACAUUAGUCAAUUGUCUAUAAUAUUCUUGUCGACUGGGUUCAUUCAGUCAGUCAGUCUGUGUCAUCGUGUUGUAACUACCUCCAGUCCGCGAUCGCCAUUGGAGUUGCUAUGACUUCCCGAUUGUAAAAAAAAAUAAGGCAUGUGUUAACGGCUUUGUAAGUUACAGCGCUUUUAUUCGUGAUGGUUUAGGUAGGAUAGACUUUUAGAAGAUAUGGCUACCCAUCAUUCAAGUAAGCGGACAAUAAAAUAUAGUGUUUUAAAAUGGCCUGGCGGUCUGUGGUUUUGUGGCGUUAUAAUGCUGUGUGUAAUUCGACUGCCGAGUACCUUAGCCCGGUGUUAUCCAGAAGGACGUGCAGAUGUGUUGUACGGUGACCCGUUGGAACUGUUUUGUAUAGCCGACAGUCCCGAAGAUCUUGACUACAACCCGGAGGAUCUCAAGUUCAGCCUCAGCAAUGUGGUUCUCAACGAUACGGAGCUCAUCAACUCUACCACACGACGGCUAUUCAUUAGAAAACCUGAAAAAUCGUUGAAAUCCUAUCAAUGCCGGUACAAGAAUGAUGUAUGCAUGAUAAGAGUGCUGGUGGGCGCUCCUCCUUUGGAAGUGACUGACUUUCGCUGUAUUUCGUAUAACCUCAUUAUGCUGAAAUGUACUUGGACAAUUGCCCCAGAUUUAGCAGUUAUAAACUAUUCUGUGACUGUGGAGUUUGAUGGUAAGCGUGUGGGACCAAGCCCAGCUAUAAACAAAGGUAAUCAAAGCUACUGGAUAUGGGACACUGCCUACAGACAACAAGAGGCAACAUUUAAUAUUAUUCUGAAUGCUACCACCCAGUUUGGGACAACUUUACAACAAUUUAAUAUUGAUCACUUUGCUAUUGUUAAACCUGACCCCCCAAGUAGUCUGCAAGUGCUUAUCAAUAAGAGUCAUCAAGUGAAAUUGCAGUGGGAAAUCCCUAACACUAUGGUGGAGCUGCUGGCCUGUGGGGUGGAACAUAGAAUUGAGUACCAGAUUGCUAAAAUUGACCCUACUCAAUAUUUCCAUAGUGUCAAUGCUUCAAUGUUGCCCAGAAAUAACAAGACAUAUGUGUUUUGGUUGAAAAAUCUACCAUAUGCUCACAUGCAGUAUGAGGUGAAGAUAUACAUUAAGUCAAGAAAGGCUGUUAAAGAAGAGUUCUGGUCAAACUACAGCUAUAUAGUGUUCACAACAGCCAGUGAGAGGCCAAGGCGACCUCCAGACAUGAUUGUUGGUGCCUUUAGUGAAACAGAAUUUGAAUCACGAAGGAAAGUUAUGAUUUACUGGAGGCAAUUAGAAGAGUAUGAGGAAGCUGGAGCGAAUUUCACCUACAUGGUGAAUGUAACUCACAGCGACAAGACAAUUACUCUCUAUCCUUACAAAAAUAACAGUCUCAGCUAUGUAAUGCUUGACAAUGUUCCAUGGCAGCCAAUGCAGGUGUCGGUGGCAUCGCUUAAUGAAAAAGGUUUAUCCCCAUACAACAGCCAUCUCUAUAUCCCUCCUAAGGCAGAUAGCAGCUUAAAAGUAACCAAAUUCAGCCAAAUUGCAUUUGAAGGCAACAUUUACAAACUAUCUUGGAUUGGGUUUGGGGACAACAAGAUUGACAAUUACACCCUUUUCUGGUGCCAGCAUAACAUUACCAACAUAUGUACCGGGCGUCUUAAUUUCACAGUUUUGGAAAGUAACAAAACUAGUCACAAAAUUGCCCUCCCAAGAAGAGAUAGGUAUCAAUUUGCAAUAGCUGCCAAUAGAGGUUAUGAUACCAGUGGUAUUGUAUGGGCUACAUGUGACAUCUCCAAUGACACCCUUCUGAUGUAUAAUUUCCCUGUCGAAGUCGGCCAUGGGCCUCAGGGAAAAACCCAUGUCAGUAUAAAUUGGUCUCUAACUUGUAGCAUUCAUUUGGAACCAAACCAAACAACUAUUAAAGGAUACAAAAUAACAUAUUGCAUAGUUUUAAAAACUACCAAUGAAUGUGAUCCAGCCUAUAAUAAGACAUAUGUGAAUAUACCAAACCCCCGUCAGAUGCAGAAAAAUAUUACGAACUUGCUGCCAUUCAAAACAUAUUUGUUCACACUUUCAUUAGAGACACAUUCAGGGUGGAAAAAUUUGGAAAAUGCAUCUACUGCCACCACUACUACAGAAGAUACACCGACAAGCCCGAGAAAUGUUACCGUGACAAAUGUAACUAGUGACUCUGUUGUAUUGUCUUUUGAUCCACCAAAUCCAAGAAAUGGAAUAAUUGGAAAUUACAAGAUUUACAAUUUUUCUGAAUUGCUUAAAGUGGUAGAUGUCAUGAAUGAUAGCACUGACACAGUCAGAAGGAAUGUGACAAUUACUGGACUUCUUGGAUUCACCAUCUACGGCUUUACUGUAAAGGCCUGUAACACUGGAAUUAAAGUUUGCUCCGAGGAAAGUCCACGGGAACCUAUUGUAGUCAAAACCAAAAUUGGCCCUCCAGCUCAAUUAAAACCACCUCAAGUCACACAAAAUCCAGACCAACUCCACUGGCAAAAACCUGACCCACCAGGUGGCAAUGUCACUUAUUAUGAAAUCAAAGUAGUCAAAGAUAAUAAUGAAAAAGAUACAAUAAUAUAUAGUACAUAUAAUAGGACAUAUAAAGUGGCUCAAUGUUCCGAUGUUAAAUUCGGGGAGACAUAUCAAGUGCGAGCAGUUAAUAUAGACGGAGACCUUAUAUUCCCAGGGGAAUGGAGUGAGCCUAGCCAUAACAAUUGUCGGUUUAGUGACAAUACCACCAUGAUUGUCAUUUUUGUGACGAUAUUUACUCUCAUUGGCAUUGGAUAUGGCUGUGUUAAGCUAUAUCAAAAGUAUAAAGCAAUGGAUAUAAAACCUAUAAUGCCUGAAGGCCUUAUUAUACCAGAACCUGAUAAAUUUGCGUUCGCAUGGAACGCGAACAAUAAAGAUAAUAAGCCAUCUAACGACGAAACAUUGCCUUUGACUACUAAAUCUACGUUGGUGUCUUUACCUGAACUUAAGCCAAGGGAUAACAGCAACGGCAACUGUAACAACAGCGAUCACACAGACAGCACCGUUUUGUCAGACAAUUCGCGGGGGCACAUCGACCGCCACCCGUCCACUUCAGAUGACGAUUCUAAUUCAUCGCUUAAUUUGGAAGUAGACUCCAGACUAGACACUGGAAAAGUAGACUGUAGUAAUAAUACGCAAGACGAGGAAUAUACCAAUUCCGACAACGACAGCUUCCGCGAUCCAUUCAAUGACAAACCGUUCAAAGUAAAACCUCAGCUAAUUUGUAAUCCUAACACUGGAUAUGUUCAGUCUGUGCCGCCUAUACCAUUUAAUCCGCCUUCAGAGACGGCGAGCUCGAGUUACGUAAAAGCCGGGCUAUCGCCGCCAAUAUUCACGACGGGCGUUGUCCCGCCGUCCGUGAAGAAUCACCCUCCUACCUCAUCGGGACACAUACUUCACGAAGAUGCUCAGGAUUUGCCUAAAUUAAGGCCGUCUCCGAACUUACAUUUCGAGCCGACCAUCUUGCCGUCUGUGCCCAACUUGCCGCAGCCAGCCAAAAAUGAGGUCAACAGCGGCUACAUACAGUUGGAAUCCUUGCCUAGUCUGAAACCGCCCACGGCGCCCAACAUUAGUCCGGGAGAGGCCGUUAUGAAUAAGCAUUUUAAUAAUCUUAUGACCGCCGGGCAGUUGGCGGAGGAGCCAGCUAUCCUGGACCCCAUGAUGUCGCCUGACGCAUACUGUCGGUUCUCGUGGAGCACUGACCCCGCCGAUGAUAACCUGCAAUCAUUGUACUCGCCUUCUGCGGUCAAUUCGUUUAAGAAUUGAAAAAGUUC
This is a messenger RNA of Amyelois transitella, 3945 nucleotides long. It is a transcript of the gene dome, whose product is annotated as cytokine receptor. NCBI's taxonomy places the organism in Eukaryota, Metazoa, Arthropoda, Insecta, Lepidoptera, Pyralidae. The record is from RefSeq and is a predicted model, not a curated record. Gene Ontology annotation, molecular function: protein binding. The transcript has a single exon. The coding region runs from base 329 to 3937 and encodes 1202 amino acids.